Bipolaris victoriae FI3 is the source of this 876-nucleotide messenger RNA. RefSeq lists its product as hypothetical. The transcript has 4 exons. The coding region runs from base 1 to 876 and encodes 291 amino acids. The record is from RefSeq and is a predicted model, not a curated record. NCBI's taxonomy places the organism in Eukaryota, Fungi, Ascomycota, Dothideomycetes, Pleosporales, Pleosporaceae.
AUGUCGACAGUAAUACUCGAUGUUGAAUCAGAGACCGAGUUGGUCAAGGAUUUGAGAAAGAGGUACAUCCUUCCUCAUACCAGGGAUGAGAUUGAACGCAUGCAGAAUCAACAUGAAUGGGUCAAGGGAUGCGCAAAGGGCCUCUUGAAAGCACCACUCGAUCAGCAUAAACGCGGACUGCGAGUUCUAGAUUCUGCAACUGCUGACGGCUUCUGGAUGAUGGACCUUGCAGGUAUAUUGCCAAAGGAUGCGGAAUUUGUUGGUUUCGAUAUUGCACCCGAAUUAUUUCCCCCUCCAUCGGAGCUGCUCCCAAACAUGAGUAUGCGUGAGCAGAAUCUCGUUCAACCCUUUCCCCAAGAGUGGAAGGGCUCCUUUGAUCUUGUCCACCAGCGCUUCGUGAUCUCGCUCUUCAAGGAUGACGAGAUCAAGAUCGUCUUCAACAAUUUGCUGUCCUGUCUCAAACCCGGGGGUUGGAUCCAGUUCUGCGAGCCAGAUUUCGGUACACCCGUCUCAGAACCACGAGACAAAACCCUUGCAUUCCAGAUGAUUCACAAGCUCACAGGAGAAGUUAUGGCUGACAAUAUGGCCGCAACCGGGCUAGCCGGUCGAUUGCGAAAAGCUGGACUCAUCAAUGUUGGUGUGCAGAUUGUGGAUAUGGUGGCUGGCAACGCUCAUGAAGAUGCUGAAACUGGUCAAAGGGGUUUUAGAAAUAUGCUAUCGAUUCUGAAAUACUUCCAAUCCGUCACAAAACCAACUACUUUCGGAAUGACAGAGGAAGAAUGGAAACGAUUGCAAGAGGAGUUUGCCAGGAAUAUGAAAGAACAUCGUACAGCUAUCCGCCACUACUUUGUAUGGGGUCAGAAGCCUUUAGAGUAA